Messenger RNA from Spinacia oleracea (spinach), 1823 nucleotides. RefSeq lists its product as uncharacterized. The coding region runs from base 16 to 1479 and encodes 487 amino acids. The record is from RefSeq and is a predicted model, not a curated record. The transcript has 2 exons. Lineage: Eukaryota; Viridiplantae; Streptophyta; Magnoliopsida; Caryophyllales; Amaranthaceae.
UCAGAUUUUUCAACCAUGGCAAAUAGACCACAAAGAAAAUGCACGAGGGUACCAAGAAAUCAACAUGAGGCUUCCACAAGCCGAGCUCGGGAACCGACACCACCACCUCCACCACCGCAAUUCGAGUCCGACACGGAUUUUCCGGAUGUCAUCUUUAUUACGGAGGAGCAACGAGCACGAUUCAUGCACCUCAAAUUGAGGGAGGUAAUCCCUACUCGCUUUAUAUGUCAAAAAUCAUUGCAUGAAAUGGGAAUUGAGCGUGAUGUAAAACGUGUUUUUGUUGGUGUUGGUAUGAGUAGCAUGUAUGGUAUGCUCCGUCUCACAUUUAGGCGGUUGACUCUAGAAUUUUUGAGUAGUUUUAAUGUUCGUAGGGAUGGUUAUCGAACCGUGUCAUCGGUUCAAUUUCGUGUCAUGAACCGAACCUACACCAUGAGCUUAUCUGAUUUUGGUAGGAUUUUUGGAUUGUCUACCACAUAUAGUAGGAAACCCAAGGAGACUCACAAUAACUGUACCAUGUGGGGAAAGCUUACGGGCAAUGAUAAUCCCGGGAGUAUGCAACAUUUGCAUGCUUCCAAGAUACAACACCCGGUACCCAUUGUCUUUUACAGGUUCCUAGGAUUUACUAUCUUUGGUAGGGAUGAGACCCAGAACAUUAGAAGUACGGAGCUAGAGAUCCUAGGUGGCUACGUUUCCGAAGGAGAGGAGAGCUACAAAAUGAACCUUGCACAUCACAUGGCCUCUCAAUUUUACUCCAUAGCCACCUCCACACAUACUACCAAGAUUACCAUUGGUGGGUUGAUCACCCACAUAGCCAUGGCCACGGCCAAUUUUACUGAGGCUAACCAGAUUCCAGUUCUGGGUAGCAACUUGCUUGAUUUGGCUUAUUUUGCUGGACUCCGUAGGCUGCAGGGGGAGCAUGGGUUAUUUAGGCCGGGAGCCAUGUACUGGAUGUUCGAGGGAAACAGGCUUUUCACCUUGCCUGACCCUCAGGGCCGCACUAGUUUCAGACCCGGUCAGGCUCAUUAUCUAUUUGUUGGAUUUGAGCGAGAGCCUCAGCCUGACCCCCAGCCUCAGCCUGACCCUCAGCCAGAGCCCCAUCAGUACCAGCCAGAGCCUCGCACCUACUUCAGGAGGGGGCGUCGAGACACGGGGAGGCCCCAGAGUGGCCCGGUAGUUCAUGAGGAUCAGGGGUCCAUUGACGAGAGGUUGAGCAGACUUGAGCUCGGGUUCCGGGAGUUCGCAGCUGAUCACCAGAGGACCAUGUUCCCAUUUUAUGAUCAGUAUGCCAGGCAGGGCUAUAUUGCCCCAGAUUACGAGCACCCUACCUGGUUUACCUAUCCCGCGGAGGGAUAUGGAGCUCCGGGUUCUAUGGGCACCUUCACACCCACCCAGUACGGAGGGUGGGGAGCGGGUCCUAGUGGGCAUGGUGGCAGAGAUGAUGGUGAUGAUGAUGGUGAUGAUGGCCAAGGCCAUCAGUGAUGCUGAUGUUGAUGAUGAGGUUCGAUACCCUUGAGCCAAUGAGGACAUUGUCUGAUUUGGUUUGGGGGGGGUUUCACACUACUUGUACAUUGUAGGUUUGAUUAUGAGAAAUUGGUCGUUUUAGACCCGUUUCAUUGUUGAUCAAGGCCACUAUAUGAGUACGAGAAGUUCGGGACCUCCAUCGUCGACUUUCGGGAGCCUGAGAUGCUUAUGGUUGAGCCCCGGGAGUUAGACUUGGUGAUACGGGCGAGAUACAUUGAAGAUUGCAAAUCGCCCUGGAAGCUGAGGGCGAAAUGCAACCAUCGGGCGGAAGUAUAAGCAUGCCAAGUUCAUCAACGCGCGCC